AAGUUAUGCUAAGCUGUGCUGAAAUUAUUUUCAAACUGCGUCAGUUUGCUCGACAGCAAAGCAAAAAAUGCCUGUUUUGCAAUCAACUGAAUAUCAAAGCCAUUCAACUACGUGCGAGUUCUAGUAAGCUGAGCAACAAAGAGCGGAAAAUUUUGCGCAAGAGAAAAGCUCUCGAGAAACAAGCUGCGACGGAAGCGAAGGAGAAGUUAAACUCAACGGUUACUUGGUCAGUUAAUAUGAAAGACUCUCUGGCUGCCGAUGAAAGACUUUCUAAAACCGAAUCUUGCAAAUCUAUUAAAGACCUGAAAGCUGAAAUAAAAGCCACUUAUUCGGAUUUGGGCAAAAAAUAUUCACCAGCUGUUUCUGAACUGGGAUGGGAUAAAUUUAGCAAUGAACUGCUUAACAACAGCAAUCAUUUUCAACCAAAAGUCAAGCAAAGGUCUGAGAAGUUCACAAUGUUGAUGCCCCCUCCGAACGUGACUGGAGACCUACAUAUGGGACAUGCAUUGGAUAUCUCCAUUCAGGAUGCGGUGUCCAGGUACAACUUGAUGUGUGGAAAGAACGUCAGAUGGAUACCAGGGUACGAUCACGCUGGAAUUGCGUCACAAGUUGUGGCGGAGAGAGCGCUGAGCCAAAAUGGCCAGACAAGACAAUCGAUGGGACGAGAAAAGUUUCUUGAUUACAUGGAAACCUUUGCAGAAACUUCAUCAAACAAUAUUCGGCAACAAAUAAAACGAAUCGGUGCUUCUGUAUCAUGGAGCUUCAAUGCCUAUACUAUGAGUUCGAGUUACUCGUUUGCAGUAGCUGAAGCAUUCAGGCUUCUUUUCAAUCAAGGGUUGAUUAAACGAAAACCUGACCUUGUACGUUGGAGUCCUACACUUCAAUCAGUUAUCAGUGAUUCGGAAGUCUUUAUGAAAACAAUCGGACCUGGCAAAAAUUCUUUCACGGAGAUGGGAAAGAACAUUGAAAGCAAAUUGUUCGGGUUGAUGUUUCAUAUUAAGUAUAAAGUCUCUAAUGGCGAGUUUGUAACUGUAGCGACCAGUCGACCCGAAACAAUGUUUGCAGACGUUGCUCUUUGUGUGAAUCCCAACGACUCACGGUACUCAAGUUUGAUUGGCCAAUACGCAAUAAAUCCAGUUGAUAACAGGAAAUUAGUCAUCUAUGCGGAUGAUAAAGUUGCAGUUGAUUUCGGAACUGGUGUCAUGAAAUUAACACCCUCGCAUAAUACAACAGACGACGAAAUUUGCUCGCGUAUUGGAAUUAAAAUGGACCGAGAAUUACGAGAGGGAAUGUAUGAUAACGAGUGUAAAUUGAAUAAGUUAUGCGGGAAGUUUGAAGGUUUGAACAGAUUUGAAGCUCGCGAACAAGUCGUAAACAUGCUUACAGAGGCGAACCAAAUAGAGCAAAUAGAAGAAAGGUCUUCGUUCCUACCUUUUUGUGUUCGCAGCGGCGACUUACUUGAAUUCUUUAAUAAGGAUCAAUGGUUUCUCGAUACAAAUAUCCUACUGAGCAAAUGGAAAAAUGAAAUUUUGGAAGUAGUUUCGGUUGACAAUAGUGGUGCGAUGCAAAAAGCGAUUGAUAAAGAGGCCAGCUUUAACUGGUGUUUGUCUAGACAAAUCUGGUGGGGGCAUCAGGUUCCCGCUUACAAAGUCAUAAUCAAUGACCAAGAAAAAGGCUUUGUGUGUGAGCACAAUGAGUCUCUUGCUAAGAGUGAGGCUGUGACGUCAUACAACUGUCACCCAGAUGACGUCAUGCUGAAGAGAGACAGUGAUGUGCUGGACACGUGGUUCUCAUCCGCCAUAUACCCUCUGGCUGCUCUGAACUGGCCACAUAGAAGUACUAACCAGCUCAUAGGAUCAGGGCGCUACCCUACCGAUCUUCUGGUGACUGGUUUUGAUAUUCUCCACCCAUGGGUCAUGCGCAUGCUCCUCUUGUGCACUGAGCUGACUGAAGGAACUGUACCAUUCAAGAAUGUGUAUCUGCAUGGUCUAGUUUUGGACCCCUUUGGACGCAAAAUGAGCAAGUCACUGGGCAAUGUGAUCGACCCUCUGCAGAUUAUAAACGGAGUUACGGCCAAGGAUUUCAAAGCAAAUAUGAAAGCUAGAAUACAGUCUGGACAAAUGAGCAACUCGGAGAAGGAUUACUUCGGCAAGUUUACAGAGAGUAUCUUCGGGACUUCCGGUUCGAUUCCCGCAUGUGGCGCUGAUACUUUGCGCAUGAUGUUGCUAAGAGGCAACAACAAGAUAGCGUCGCCAAUGAAGUUACAGCUGUCGUCGAUCAAAACUUCGCUCGAGUUUUGCAAUAAGCUCAAAAAUGUCGCCAAUUUUGUCUUCAUGCUAACCAAAGAGUCGAGUCCAUUGAUGCCAUCUCACGACCAUCCGGACAGUUUUCUACCCGAGUUGAUUUCAGCAAUGGACGAGUUUAUUCUCCGAAAGCUAAUUCGGUUGCAGGAAAGCUCAAAUCGCAACUACAAAUCAAUGAACUUCGCUCAACUCAUCGGCGAAUUAGACUUCUUUCUGAGGAAGGAUUUCUCAAAUUCGUAUUUGAUUUAUCUGCAAGCAGCUAGCAAAGAUGCUGAAGUAAAGCAUUCAGCCUACUGCACUGCUAUUUUUGUUUUGAGCCAGUUUAUUAAACUAGCGCAUCCAAUUAUACCAUUUAUUACUGAAAAACUUAACCAGCAGUUAAAAUUUGUGUCUGGAUCAAAAGAUAUUGGGACAAUUAAUUGGAACAGUAUUCUAUGUGAGCCUUUUAUAACCGAUAUUGAUUUAGAAACUAUCUAUCGAUCUGAAUUGAAGGAAAACUGGAUUGAUGAAGAAGGCGAUUUUUUGAACCAACUUGUAAAAGGCGUGACCGAAUUAGUAGACAGUGUUUCAUGCUCUGUGAGUGAACAGAUAGCUUCGAGUGAGAGUGUUUGCCCUUCGAAGUUGCAUGUUUUGGUACCCAGUUACCCCCUGAUUUCAAAGUCGAUUCAAAUUUUCUUCAAAAGGAAACUGCAACUUCAAUUGAAAGGAGUGGAGAUUAUUCUGACAGACGGCACUUCGUUUGAGGCUUUAAAAAUGCUCGAAAAUGAAAAUGACGCUUUGGAAAUUGAAAGCAACCAGCUGAAAUUACUCUGCAAAUUGAUAUAACUAGAUCUAUAUUUGUUAAUUAAACUACAUACGAUAGCGAUCAUAGCAGCGUUGCGAACUCUUUAAAUACAAGGCCAAUAUUGUUUGAUAGAAAAGUUCUAAUUUUCGACAGCUGAUCUGUUGUUUACACUAGCCAGCUUGCGAGCAUUAGUGUAUUAGUACGAACCUUCUUUUUUUUUCUAAU
Symsagittifera roscoffensis is the source of this 3312-nucleotide messenger RNA. Its product is annotated as probable valine--tRNA ligase, mitochondrial. Bases 6 to 3128 code for a protein of 1040 amino acids. Gene Ontology annotation, cellular component: cytosol. Gene Ontology annotation, biological process: valyl-tRNA aminoacylation. The record is from RefSeq and is a predicted model, not a curated record. Gene Ontology annotation, molecular function: aminoacyl-tRNA deacylase activity; valine-tRNA ligase activity; ATP binding. Lineage: Eukaryota; Metazoa; Xenacoelomorpha; Acoela; Convolutidae. The transcript has 8 exons.